Tympanuchus pallidicinctus (lesser prairie-chicken) is the source of this 1620-nucleotide messenger RNA. RefSeq names its product phosphatidylinositol glycan anchor biosynthesis class W (gene PIGW). The transcript is spliced from 2 exons. Gene Ontology annotation, molecular function: glucosaminyl-phosphatidylinositol O-acyltransferase activity. The record is from RefSeq and is a predicted model, not a curated record. Gene Ontology annotation, cellular component: endoplasmic reticulum; membrane. Bases 134 to 1615 code for a protein of 493 amino acids. Gene Ontology annotation, biological process: protein localization to plasma membrane; GPI anchor biosynthetic process. NCBI's taxonomy places the organism in Eukaryota, Metazoa, Chordata, Aves, Galliformes, Phasianidae.
GAGCGCGGGCUGCGUUUACAUAGUGCGGGACGGGCUGAGCGCGGCGGGCCGAGUGGGAACUGCGACUUUCAGGCUCGCGUCCUCCUCGUGUCCGCUCCACACUUACGUUCCGCAGAGCGAGGAAGGAAGCGGAAUGUCGCAGAAGCACCUGAAAGAAGCCUUCGUCAGUAACCUGAACGGAACCGGCCUGCUGGAGCUGACCCUGGGCAUGCCGCUGGCCCCGCUCUGCCUGCUUUGCAGAGGGCUGCUCCUGGUGCUGCUCUGCCGGCAUCGCGGGAAGCCGUUAAGCUCGAGGCCUUCCGGCCUGCUGCUGGACUUCUGUGUGCUGGUCGCCCCUCUGCUGUUCUCCUGCACAGUCCUGUCUUCAGUGUUGUUCCUGGUUCCAGCCAUCCUCACAGCCCUCUGUGCAGGAAUAUUUUUUACAAUAUACCGCCAAAGCCAGGUGCCCUUCAGGCAAAUAGUGAAAGACUUUCAGAACACGUUCCUGGAUCCGGACUACAUUCCGGCCAUAACCGUGUUCCGUGUUUAUGUCAAUGUGUUGACUUCCAUCAGCAUCUUAGCAGUGGAUUUCCCGCAGUUUCCACGACGAUAUGCCAAAGCUGAGACCUAUGGAACAGGAGUUAUGGAUCUGGGGGUUGGAGCUUUCAUUUUCGGUAACGCUCUCGUUUGUCCCGAAGUUCGGCAGAAAGCGGCUGUGACACAACCCAAAUUCUCCAGUCUGGCCAAGCAGCUUUUUGCCAUUUGGCCAUUGGUUGUUCUUGGCAUUGGACGACUCCUUAGUGUUAAAUCUAUAGAGUACCACGAGCACGUUUCGGAGUAUGGUGUGCACUGGAAUUUUUUCUUUACCUUAGCCCUUGUGAGGCUUGUGGCAUCUCUGCUGUUAGCCAUAUUUCCCAAAAAUAAAUCUUGGAUCGUGGCUGUGACUGUUGCUGUACUUUAUCAGCUCAUUCUUAACCUUACCUCUCUGAAGACCUUUGUCUUGCACGGCAGCAAUGGCGAAGAUAGUAGGACAGGCUUUUUGAAUGCCAACAGGGAAGGGCUGCUGUCCCUCUUUGGGUACCUGGCCAUAUACAUGGCAAGCGUGCAGGUGGGGCUCUAUGUGCUGAAGCGCAGAGACUCCGUCAAAGACUGGAUGGGAGCAGCGUGCCUCCUGCUGCUGGCAGCUCUGGUGCUCUUUGUGUUUCUCCACAUAUCCCAAGCCCACGCAGACCCCGUGUCCCGCCGCAUGGCCAAUCUGUCCUAUUGCUUGUGGGUCAUCGCUCACUGCCUCACCUUCUUUGUCAGCUUCGUGGUGGCUGAUCUCGUGCUGGUGUUCACAAAGCUUCUCGUGAAGGGCUCUGCUGUGCCCUCGUGCUGGCGUGCUGUGAAGGCUGCAGACAGCAGGGAGCAGCGGCAGGCAGGGGCUGUGCACAUCUGCCUGAUUGCUGCCAUUAAUAAAAAUCAGUUACUGUUUUUCUUAUUAGCGAAUGUUAUGACUGGUAUUGUGAAUGUAAUGAUGGACACCAUCCACAGCAGGGCUGCACUGACGUUAUGUGUACUGCACGUGUAUAUGUUUCUUAACUGUUUCAUUAUGUAUAUAUUGCAUGCCAAUAACAUAGUAUUAAAAUUUUGGUGAUUCCA